UGACGCGUGACUAUUGCGGAAGUAAUUGAGCCCUGAGCUGUGUGCAAGGUUGGAUACCCGCGUCUAGAUUAUGGAACAAAAUAAUGACGGGAGUUUAGCCCAGGUCCGGCAUGUGGUGUUGGUCCUGUCAGGCAAAGGAGGGGUGGGAAAGAGCACCAUCACCACAGAGUUAGCUCUGGCUCUCAGGCAUGCCGGGAAGAAGGUUGGCAUCCUGGACGUUGACCUGUGUGGGCCCAGUAUCCCCCGCAUGCUCAGCGUCGGCCGGCCUGAUGUGCACCAGUGUGACUCAGGGUGGGUGCCUGUCUACACUGACGCCCAGAAGAGCCUGGCUCUGAUGUCCAUCGGCUUCCUGCUGGAAGACCCAGAUGAAGCAGUGGUGUGGAGGGGCCCCAAGAAAACCGCUUUGAUUGGCCAGUUUGUGUCAGAUGUAGCAUGGGGAGAGUUGGAUGUGCUGAUGGUGGACACACCGCCAGGGACGUCUGAUGAGCAUUUGGCAGUACUGGAGAACCUCAAAAAACACAGAGUAGAUGGAGCUGUUUUGGUCACCACACCUCAGGCAGUAUCCACAGGGGAUGUGAGGAGAGAGAUCACCUUCUGUAAGAAGACAGGUGUGCGGAUCCUGGGCAUCGUAGAGAACAUGAGUGGCUUUGUUUGUCCACACUGCUCGGAGUGCAGCAAUAUAUUCUCAAAGGGUGGCGGCGAAGAGUUAGCCAAGCUGACCGGAUCAGUAUUCCUAGGUUCUGUGCCCUUGGAUCCUCUGCUCAGCACCAGUAUAGAGGAGGGCAAAGACUUCAUGCAGUCAUUUCCAGACAGCGCCACCUUCAGUGCCAUCAGCAGUAUAUCUGAGACUCUGCUCAACAGCCUCCAAACUGCUUGAGCCAUGAAUUGAUUUGCUGCAAAUUCUGGACUGUGUUCGCAUUUUAGCACAUAUUAGCACUCUUGAAAGUACAGCAUAAUACAGCAAUAUUAGUCAUCGUACUGUCAGUAAUGAUUUCUAUGUUGCAGUUUUGUCCUGUACAGUUAAUCAUGAGACUUGUCCUGAUUGUUGUUUUAUACCUUGUUAAAAAAUUCAGUAUCUGCCAGCAGGCUUUGUUUGCACUUAUCUUUGAGUGCAGCAGUUACAGUUCUUGUGGGUGUUAACCACAGUGUGAAGAUUACCAGCUCUCACUGCAGAGUGAAACAGGAAGAGAUGACUACAGUAAAGCAACUCAGCGGAUUUGUUUUACUGCAAGUUCAGGGACAUCAUUUUGUAAUAAAAAUGUCAAGUGACCCUGCAAAAGACUAAGAAUGUGUCACAGUAAAAUAAACAGUACUACUUCUACAUUUUGUGUGUUUGGAAGACAGUCAAAUCUAAGUUGGAAUCUUCUUUAAUUCGAUUGUGACACACGUCGACACAUCAGGAUAACUUCAAUACCAGUGGUAAUACAGGAUUGUAGACUGGCACUUCAGUAAAUGCGUCAGUAGCAGUUCCAUUUUCAGAAAACGAACUCCAGAUCAAAUCAGACCAGUCUUUGCAUGAAACUAGGCCAAACAUAAACACUAAUCUCACUGGAUUCCUGCUGCACGCCACAAACAAUGCCAUCAAGUCUUGAUUUUUUAUUUGAGGAAAAGGAAGCAACAAUGAGGCAGUAAAACUACCUUUUUGAUCUGGAUUUUAUCUUCUGAAACUAGGCUGCUCUUCCGCAUCAUAUCCAACAGCAACAAGACACUGAAACCCAUGCAGGAUUUUAAUGGCUGGGAUGUAGAAGAUAUGAAGUACAGCCACAGAUGAGAGGGAGGGUGAAUAAGAUGGAGAGGAGAUGAGAUUUGGAAAUUACACUUGUGAGACCCGUCACGGGGCACACACACCUUUAAUGCAAACAGCAGUACUACAGGAAAAACACUGAAGUUUGAGAAUGUUUGCGUAAUGAUUAGAAUACAGCUACACACAAAACUCCCACUUCACCAGCAACAUACUAAAGGCAAUCUUAAUUAUUAAACCAAGAAGUACAUCCAAAGGAAUUCCAACCACUUAUCACAAUUACCCCACAGUGCAUUAAAUCUAUCUAUCUAUAUAGAUAUUUAUAUGUCUGUAUAUAUAUAUUUAUAUAUAUGUAUAAUAUAUCCUGGGGAAUUAAAGACUUUUGCUGUGUUAAACAGUUCAAUGAACAAUUUC
Molecule: messenger RNA, 2155 nt
Organism: Chelmon rostratus (copperband butterflyfish)
Lineage: Eukaryota; Metazoa; Chordata; Actinopteri; Chaetodontiformes; Chaetodontidae
Gene: nubp2
Product: nucleotide binding protein 2 (MinD homolog, E. coli)
Exons: 7
Coding region: 71-877 (268 amino acids)
Biological process (GO): iron-sulfur cluster assembly
Cellular component (GO): cytosol
Molecular function (GO): ATP binding; 4 iron, 4 sulfur cluster binding; ATP-dependent FeS chaperone activity
Source: RefSeq, a predicted model, not a curated record